UCACUAUGGCGUCAAUCAGGACAGAGUUAAUGGAGCUCCGUUUUGGCCCCCCCUCAGUUCUUCUGGAAUCAACCUGAAAGCUACUCCUUGUUCUACCGAGCGUUACACUUAUAAAUUCGAGGGCCAGCCGUCCGCGUUAACUGUAUUCCAACCCGAAGUAAUCAAACGCAGUAACAGAAACCAGCCUGCGCCCCAGCUAUCCCGUAUCCUGAGACCACGACGUUUUGUUUGUCGCAAAUGUAAAAAGGCCUACCAUGUUGAAGAAGGAAAUGGCGUUGAAAUGUCCUCUGCUGCACUAUCCCUCCAAAUUGAACGACACAAUCAAGAUGGCUUGGUAGCCACACCUCCUAUCAUACCCAAAUUAAAUGAUGACUAUGGCCUUAGUGGGCGCGAGUCAGAAGCAGACAGCAAUUCAGACGAUGCAGUUGUUGUUCGUCGAAAAAAGGUUACAGAAAGAACAACGACCAAUGACGAGACCUCAGUCACAACUGUCAAACCUGUCAUCCCCGCUAAACGCAAAGCAGAAUCGGCUAGUAAGCCUAGUCGUGCAAAGAAAGUCAAACGAGCUACACCCGAUCCGCUUGGUUCCCUUGCAGUUUCUGUGGCAGAAACAAACUGUUCGGAAAAUUCGUCAAUUGGAUCGGUCACAUCGGUCAAGAUAUCAAUCAAUCCUGAUGUUCCAGAAGCUCAAGUUACGUCAGAGGAUGUUUCGCCCACCACAGAUUUAAAACCACAGCUCACAACACAAUGCAUGGAAAGUUCACAGGUUUCUCAAAAACACGAUGACCCUGUAGUCAGAAAAAACCGAAUAAAAGCGCAGUAUGUUUCAGUGGCAACUCCUUUCCGAUUUCCACCCAGUCGGUCUUCCAAACCAAACUUGUUCGCUAACAAUCCUUUUGGAUUCGGGUCCAGGGAAAAAUCAACAACACCAAAACGCGUUCGAACUACCGAUUCCAGUCCGAAAAAAGGAAAGUCAGAUACUGAAGUGCGGUCACCCAACUCACCGCGUAAAACAGCGAUGGUUAAUGAUGCGUCCGGGGUGAAGAAACAGCCUUCAGACAAUAAUCCGGUACGCUCGAGAACACGAGGGCGCUCCACUCAAUUGACAGCGCUUAACUCGAAUUCUGAAUCUUGCGCAUCAACAACUAAGUGUUCCGUUUUAUCAAAUUCUUGUCCACCUCUCGAUUCUCUCGAAAACACGGCACCGCUUAAUGUUGACGAAGCCCCCGGUAGUGACGCAAAUGUGUGUGCUACAGAAAUAGUCAAAUGCGAUCCUACAGGUGACAGUUCCGCAGGAUCAGUCCCGUGUUCGCAAGCUAAGACUAUACCUCCCAUCAACCAGGUGUCCCAGGCCACUGACCAUGCUUCUACACAACUACCGAAUUUGACUGAUGGUACCAACGGUCGAAGCAAGUCUAUGGAUUAUGAAAAGCCGAAAAAUCGUUGGAUUCGAGAAGCUCGAGCUCGUAGAUCUCAGGAAGAACGUGGACUUGGGUUGAUGGUUAACAACCCUAACACCACCGCCCUCUCACUUCCCGCGUCUUCCGCUACUGAAAUCCUAGGAUCAUCGUCCACCGGUAUGUCAUCGCCGACACUUUCUCGGCUUCGUGUGAGAUCCGGUGACGGCAGUCUCACCAGUCCAUCCGUUUCAGCUAACGUCUCGCCCAAAACCCCGUCCAGCGCAAAGAAGAAGGGCGGCGGCAAUUUAACUGCUGUUCCGGAGGGUGGUGUCGCAUCACCUGAUGACGAAAUGGCAAAAUCUAUCGUCAGUUCAUCUGCAUGUUCACCUCGAGGAGCACCUCUGAGUUCCGAUAACUCAAAUGCAAGUCUCCCUGUACUUAAAAUUAAAAUCAAUCGGCAACGUCAACCCUCCUGUUCCUCGUCUACCAGUGCGCAAUACGAAGUGGUUGAAUUGCAGGUUCCAGACCUGGAAGGACUACCUGCUGCUAAAUCUCACGUACAAGACCCAAUAGGGUCUACCGCAUCCAGUGCCGCCACUGAUGUCAGUUCGGAAAAUAUUGAAUCAAAAGUCAGUACAUUCUGUAAUGGUGGUCCCCCUCUCACUGGGGGCGCUUCACCCACGUUUUCUACCAGUUCCUCCCGAAAGUGCUUCGGUUCCACCGAAGCUCCUGGCUUGGGGCGCUUGGUUAAGCGAUGCCAGUUACCCGAUGGUGUUGUGUUUCGCGUUGGUGAUCUCGUAUGGAGUAAACUUUCAGGUUGGCCUUAUUGGCCUGCGCAGAUAACCAGCAUUCAUCAGUCUGUUGACGGUGGUGAGCAAGAAUUAGGCUCCGAUAUAUGCGCACAACAAGCAGAUACGAAGUCCAUGUCCUUUACUGCCUGCUUGCAUUGGUUCGCUUGGCAUCAGGUGUCUUACAUGGCAUGCGAUAAGUUGUAUCACUUCAUGCAGCAUUACAAACGAUUUGAUAAUAAGAAAAAGCGUGGUGUGUUUCGUCAAGCGGUAAAUGAAGCACGUCAAGCUGCCGACAAUAAACAGGAUACAACUUCCAGUCUUAGUGAUUCGGAAUCCAGUGAAGAUGGUGAUACUGCUCGUAUUGUUUCCAACGACCCAAUUGUUGGUAUUCAUUUGUCACCUUGCGCACCUAAUCCUACAAGUGACCUGAGCGGUUUUGCACAGGAAGAAAGGGCCGAUGUUUCCGUUCCAUCGAAUGUUGACCAUGUCCCUGAACAAAAAACAAUACCAGCAACAGUUGCCGACCUCAGUCAAGUAGUUGUUUCUUCAGUUCAGACUUCCGCUACCCCUGUAAAGCGAAAUCUAUCCUCCGGUCCAGGACGACGCGGCGGAUCACGUGGUCGAUCUCGCAGCCUUAGAGGUAGACGCGGCGGUCUGGCCGGUUCAUGUGAUCGUGCUCACUCAAGUACACGCAGUAUGCCCUCAUUUCUUUCCCCGUCAGAGAAUAAUGUGAAAACACCAUAUGAUCAGUUUGAUGAAAUGGACGCUAUCCAAGCCCCGUUGCCUUUUCGUCGUAAAAAUGCACGCGGUCGCGGUACAUAUACCAAAACGACAGGCAAUAAUCCCUCAGUGUUCGGCUUAUCCGGUAAGGACGUUACUUUGGGUGUUGCACCAGCACCACCCACAUCGACAGGUUCCUUGAAGAUUAAGUUAUCCACAGCUCAUUUACGACUGCCUGUCGUCAAGAAACGUCAAUCCACGAAACCAAAAGUUUCUAAGAAGCGAGUAAAAGCGAAGCCGGAGGACGGAAGUAUAGUUCCUAUGGUAGAAUCUGCCAUAAGUGACUCGGCAGUGGUCGCUGGUGCUCUAAACAAGUCAUCCAUUCCACCGAAUUCAGAUAACUCUGGUCCGAAUCCCGGUGACUUGUCUGCAACAUUCGUUCCUAACUAUGACGAUCCCUCUGAAGCAAUCCUAUCGCAGUUCCCACAUGUUUUUCCUGAUCUCCGCCCCGGGAUCCUUUCUGAUGCUGUCGAAAUCCCCACCUUUUCUGAGGAUGAAUCUGAAGAAGAGAACACUGGGCGCCUUAUUAUUGACCCCGAGGUAAUGGCUGCAGUCAAUGUUUCCAACGCCUUACCUACCGUAGCCAAUCAGUCUGUAGUGUCUCGUGGCAAAUCGAAUAACGUUAUGCUCGAUGAAACCCUAUACAAUACAUCCUAUUUUCACUCUAUACAGCAAUCAGCUACAUCGGCACGGCCGGAAUUAGAUCCGUUAUACGCAAGUGGUGUUUCCAAUCUUAUUGAUCCCCACGGGUCUCGGCCACCUGAAACUGUGUUCGGCGACAAGCCUUCUCUCCCGUCUUCCGUUACAGCACCCGCUCAUCCUGCACCU
This is a messenger RNA of Echinostoma caproni, 3799 nucleotides long. NCBI's taxonomy places the organism in Eukaryota, Metazoa, Platyhelminthes, Trematoda, Plagiorchiida, Echinostomatidae. The record is from the annotation of a GenBank genome assembly.